Molecule: messenger RNA, 1320 nt
Organism: Schistosoma turkestanicum
Lineage: Eukaryota; Metazoa; Platyhelminthes; Trematoda; Strigeidida; Schistosomatidae
Source: the annotation of a GenBank genome assembly
GGACAAUGGAAACUAUACAAAGUUUGGCAGCCUCCACUUUGAAAGAUAACCCAUAUUUUAGCGCUGGUGCUGGGCUAUUUGGAGUCGGGGUAGGAAUGGCUGCUAUUAAGAGAAUGAGUCAAGUUAUAAACCUUCUUGUUCGCCGCAAUCUUACUUUAACUUUAGAAGUAGCCAGUCAUGACAAGGCCUAUCCCUGGGUUUUAAAUUGGAUUACAAUGAAAUCUAAUGGAUCUUUCAUGAAAGGUGGAAGAAACAAAAUAGGUGGUACAAGUCAACACAUAAGUGUUGAAACUAGUGUAGUACGUACAGAAGGAGGCCGAAUCAAAGCUGCAUUCGGCUUUGUGCCCAGCGUCGGCGUUCAUUAUAUGAUUCAUCAAAUGAAAUUAAUUCGAAUUGAACGUGUUCGUGCUCAACAAUCUCUACAAGGUGCUACUGUAGCUCCAUUCGAGAGUGUAACUCUUACGACAUUCGGUCGCAAUGCCAGAUUUUUUAUAGAUUUGCUGGAGGAGGCUAGAGAAGAAGCUCUCGCACGCGAGAAAGGUUGGACUGUUGUUUACAAGGCUGUCGGUUCAGAAUGGCGCCAGUUUGGUUAUCCUCGUCCACGUCGACCGUUAAAUUCUGUCAUAUUGCGUGAUGGUAUAGCGGAAACUAUUGUAGCUGAUGUCAAGGAAUUCGUCGACAAUCAGACCUGGUAUACUGAUCGUGGUAUACCAUAUCAUCGUGGUUACUUACUAUACGGACCUCCAGGAUGUGGCAAAACCAGCUUCAUAACAGCCUUAGCCGGUCAUUUAGAUUAUAGCAUUAGCAUAUUGAAUUUAAGCGAAUUCGGCAUGACAGCAGAUCGAUUAGAUCAUCUAUUAACGCAUGCACCGCUUCAGACUAUCAUCUUACUUGAGGAUAUCGACGCAGCAGUUCAUAAUCGUGGCAAGUCAAAUAAUGAUACAAUUCAUAGCAAAGCGUAUGAAGGUAUGCCAACACUCACGUUGAGUGGAUUGUUAAAUGCACUGGAUGGUGUAACUUCGACAGAUGGUCGAAUCAUAUUCAUGACUACAAAUUAUAUUGAUAGGUGAGUAUCCCAGUGCUUGUAUAGAAACGUUUUUGCUACUUAAAGUCUCAUUUCUCCAGUGCAAGCGUUUAAUUUUCUUCAAAUCACCUUAUCCAGUAGUUCAAAACAAAGAAGACGGAUCAGCAUUCGAGCUUGCCACUUAUCGGCUAGAAGUUAAACGGCUGUCACAUAUUCUAUAUAUUGAAUAAUUAACACUUAAAACGACUUCUUCCUAAACAAAACUAGUUCAUAACUUGACCCUGCUUUAAUACGAC